This is a messenger RNA of Uloborus diversus, 2478 nucleotides long. RefSeq names its product netrin receptor UNC5B-like. The record is from RefSeq and is a predicted model, not a curated record. Gene Ontology annotation, biological process: netrin-activated signaling pathway; motor neuron axon guidance. Gene Ontology annotation, cellular component: membrane. NCBI's taxonomy places the organism in Eukaryota, Metazoa, Arthropoda, Arachnida, Araneae, Uloboridae. Gene Ontology annotation, molecular function: netrin receptor activity; protein binding.
GGUUAUUAGACAGUAGUCAAGAUGAAAUGGAUUAAUUGCAGCGUUGUAAUUUGCUCAGUGAUUUCGUUCCUUGCGGUGGUUUCUGCAGUUGCUAAAGCGGGUGAAGAUGGAGGAUUUUUGCUGGACCCUUUACCAACAGAGGAUCCAGAACCUUCAACGACGCCGGUAUUUUUGGAAGAACCUCAGGAUUCUUUUGUUAUUCGAAACAAACCCGCUACGUUGUCAUGCAAGGCCCGCCAUGCACUGCAGGUGUACUUCGAAUGCAAUGGACGGUUGGCAGAGCACAGGCAGCACAGUUUGCAGCAGUACGUGAACCCGAUGACAGGUGUGCGACAGGUGGAAGUGUCUGUCGAUGUCACUAGAACUGACGUGGAGAAAAUUCUCGCAGGGGAUGUCUAUAGCUGUGUGUGUCACGCUUGGUCUUCCACUGGACGUAUCAAAAGCAGAAAAGCCGUCGUCAGUCUUGCCUCCGUAGAUGGUCGUUGGACUUCCUGGUCUUCUUGGUCUGGGUGUGGACUGGAUUGCCGCCACCAUCGACGACGUUCCUGUUCUAACCCCAGCCCUUCCAAUGGUGGCAGGUACUGCGCCGGCAAAGAUCUGGUUUCUACAAAUUGCACAGGAGGAUUAUGUAAAAUUGGAAAAGAAAAGGAACCAGCUUUAUCAUACGGGACUGAAGCACAGGAAGAAGCUACCCCGGCUGAAACAGAAGCAGAUGUUGCCUUAUAUGUGGGUGUAUUCGUUGCGGUGGCUGUCUUCGUGUUUGUCGUGAUCGCUAUGGUGAUGCUUGUUCGCAGGAUCAAGGGAAGGGACCCUUGCAUGUACAGAGGAGCAGGAACAGAUGUGAUUCCUGUUCAACCAGAUCUGACCCAAACAGCGCUGGGAAACGGGGUGCAACUGAACGGUGGUAACUAUGUGGGCGGCGACAAGAUGGUAACCCCUCUGCUUUCUCACCACCACCACGCCUUUCCUCCGAGCCCGGCCCAGAGUCGCGCACCCCUGCUCGACCAGCCCCACCAGCAACAGCGAUCGCUCACUCCAAGUUCGACCGGAAAACCGCCCCACUCUGGCUCUUGCCCCUCCGUUAUUUCAUCUUCCUCUUCAACAGUGUCCCAUCCUUCCACGCUGUCCGACUCCGAAGGUCCGUCGGGUCGACAUUCGGUGACGUCAGCAGCUCUUCCCCCGAAUCUGGACAUUGAGUGCAUCGCUUGGGGAACUGUCACCAAAAGCGGAGGUCGAAUUACCAUACCUGGUUCCGGAAUUACUCUCACCAUACCUCCUGGAGCCAUCAAAAAAGGAGCCAAUGUUGAAGUUUAUGUAGCCGUGCUAAGGGAAGAUAAAGAUCGGCCGAGAUUAUCAGAUAAAGAGACGAUAUUAAGUCCGGUCGUACUAUGUGGACCCACAGGAGUCUAUUUGAAGAAAUCAGCCAUCAUCACUUUCCAACAUUGUGCUCUACUGAACGCCGAAAACUGGAAGAUCAGUAUUCAGGAGAGUGAAAGCGGAACCGAAGAAGAAAAUCCGGAGUGGAAGAGUGUAGUGACUUUGGGCAGUGAGACAAUCAAUACCCCUUUGUAUUGCCAACUAGACGGUCGACAAUGUCACGUGGUCACGGACCAUCUAUGCCGUUACGCAAUGAUCGGAGAGUCUGAAGAAAAAAGCGGUUGGGCUCUGAAAUCUCUAGCCCUGGCGGCUUUUGCUCCAGCAAUGUACUCUGCGGUGGAUUACAACAUACGGGUAUACUGCGUGGAAGAUACCAAAGCAGCUUUACAAGGUGUUUUGCAAGUGGAGCAGAAGCUUGGAGGAAAGUUACUGGAUCGUCCUAAAUCCAUGCCUUUUCAAGACGGAGGAGCCAAUCUUUGCCUUUGUCUAGAGGAUGUAGCCUUGGGAUGGAGGUGUAAGCCAGGUGCUAAUUACCAGGAAAUCCCCUUUCAGCAUGUUUGGAACGGACGCCAGAACAAUCUUCACUGCUCUUUCACUCUAGAAAAUAUUGACAGAUCACAGAAAGUACGCUGUCACAUUCUUGUCUAUCAAAGAGGCAUCCAAGCGCACAGACAAUUAUUAAAAGUAAACCCUCAAGACAUACGAGAGAAGAGCAACGUGCCAAGUCCUACGCUGAAUUGGACGAAUCAAGCUCUGGGUUCCACGGUGACGGCCAAUGAGAACGGCUGCCCCUUGGUGGCCCUCGAUCAGCCCAUCGCAGGAUUCAGGCUAACAACUCAAGCAAGAAAACAGUUAAGAGCAUACCUAGAUCCUCCCAAUUCAAAUGGGAAUGAUUGGAGGAGAUUAGCUCAAGAAUUAAAAGUUGAUAGGUACAUUAACUAUUUUGCUACUAAGCCCAGUCCAACAGAGCACAUUCUAGAUUUAUGGGAGGCAAGGCAUCGAGACUCAAGUGCCCUCACGGACCUGUUGAAUAUUCUCAGAAUGAUGGGCAGAGAAGAUGCUGCACUAUGUCUCGAAAAAGAAGCUGGCUCUUGGCUCUGA